This is a messenger RNA of Eimeria mitis, 2670 nucleotides long. RefSeq lists its product as uncharacterized. Lineage: Eukaryota; Apicomplexa; Conoidasida; Eucoccidiorida; Eimeriidae. The transcript has 3 exons. Bases 1 to 2670 code for a protein of 889 amino acids. The record is from RefSeq and is a predicted model, not a curated record.
AUGAAAAUCAAGAAGCACUCAUUCAAAUGGCCUGACUUGCGCAGGUGUUUCCGGUGUUUGUGGCUGUUUGUGGCACUCUGGACUGUGGAGCAGCAGAAUGUGUACUCAUCAAGGGCAUCAGGUAAAAGGGCCGCCGAGGAGGAUUCAGAAUUGGAAACCACCAGAGGAGUACCGGACGACACGAUGGCUAGGUUGCAUGCGGAACUGGCUGCCCAGCAGGAAGUAACGGAUCCCCAGCUGGCGAGUUUACACCUUACAGAGAAUCGAUGCCACGUAAUUGCAUUCACUGUGCUUUUCUUAAUCUUAAUAAGGGCAGUUGUACUUCUCAGGGAGAGAGAGCGCAAAAAGAAGGCGGAAGAAGAAGUUAAACCUCCCCGAGAGGAACUCCAACCGGAAGGGGAAGAAGGAAAAGAAGAAGCAGGAGAAGAAGAGGAAGAAAUGCCCGUUCUAGAAGACGAAACUUCACCGGGAGCGGCAGUUUUGUCACCAGAGGAACCGGCGGGAGAAACAGCUCUGCCCCAAACGCCUAUGCCACAAAUUCCCGUGCCGAUGCCGCGGCGUAAACCAAAGGCGGACGUUCCGGAGGAGAAACAACCAGAGGAGCGUGGUGGCGAUGGAGUACCAGAUGAAGGAUUCGUGCCGAGACCGACAACUCGUACGAGGAAGACCGGAAAGGAGUUUGUCCGGAAGGCGGGGCUUCCUCCCGCGGCCCCUCCCCAGGUGCAACCAGGUAUUGAAGAGGAAGAGGAAGCGGCAGCAGAAGAACACGCCCAACAAGCGACUCAGCCACCUCCUGUAGAGCCUACUACACCACAACCUACCUUGCCACAGCUUCCAGAGCAGCCAGAUCCAGGUCCAGCGCCAGGUGUGCCCGAAGUUGAGUACAUGGAGCCUUCUGUCCCUCCAGCCGUUGUCACUUUGCCGCCCCACGAAUACCAAGGACGCACACCUGUUGCGUAUAUCCACGAAGAUAAGGAGCUGCAAGAAUUAAGGGCUCGGCGGAACGUCAUCAGCAAUCUGGUGAAUGUUGCGACCAUGCUGGUAAAUGAAUUGCCGGGAAUUGAGGCACGGUCAAUUCUCGAUGUAUUAAAUGAAAACGUGGACACAGCUGAAGAGGCGGAAAGGCAGUACAAUGUUGCAAAGGGCUGCAUGGAUCCAAACCUUCCACUCAUUCGGAGUGAGACCGUCAGCAAAAUGGAAGCAUCCAUUGGAGGAGCCCGCGAUGCUCUAGUGGAGUUGGGUGGCAAGUGCUUCUAUCUGCAAGUGCAUGCGUACUGUUCUGAGAAGAUUAUUUUCUCAGACGCCGAGCGUUUGCAGAUAGCUCUGGCGGAUAUGAUGGCUUCAGCAGGCUUCGAAAUGUCCCUUUUGACGUUGGCUCGGGUGGGAAACGCCUCCAUAACUCUGAAACAUGAGAAUGAGGACCAGCUUAGAAUCCUGCAGUCAUUAGAGUUCGUAGACGAGUGCGGAGCAGAUGAUUUUGUCAAAGUCUACGCAGCCGUUGCUGCCAUGAAUUACAGGACGAAAACCUUGGAACGCUUGUCUGCUUUGGACAGCGCGCUGAUGGCCUAUAUACUACAAGCUCAUAAGGAUUGGCUGAUGGGAAAGCUGCAGUUGAUUCGCAUACCGCUUGAGAUGGAUGCAAAUUUGAUACAGGAAGUCCAUGUGUUAUUGUCAAAAGUUCGCCUAGCACCUGCGGGGCAGACACCCUCUGGAAUAACAAAUGAAGACAUGGAAGCCGUAAAAGGGUUGUUUCAGCAGCAAUAUCAGGAUGUCCAGGGCAUGGAUGGUGCGAAGGAUGUCGAGGCUGUUAAAGCUGCGUACCAACGGGCGAAUCAAGUUAACCAAAGGCUCAAAUACAUAUUGCAGAUGCAAAAGGAGAAGUUUCAUUCAGCUUUGAAACGCCAGUCGCUCAGCAAGGAAGAGGCCAAUGCUGCCGCUGAGGCCAUUGCGCAAAUUGCUGAGAGUGUCGUCGGCGACACCGAAGAAUUCUGGCGCUCUGCGCAUGAACGUUAUGUACAGAUUGGCGGCAAGCCUGAAGAUGUGCUUAAUUUUGCUGGCGGCAAAGCGCUACUGCAAAAGCUAUCAACUAAGAUAAGGCCCAGUACUGGUGAGCAGUUAGAGGGUGCUGUGACCGCUGAGAAUGUUGCCGCAGAUGCUGUGAAGAGAUUGUUUCUCGAGCAAUGGCGCAAAGUUGAAGCUUUGGCGAGGGAUCAUUGGUUGAGAGCGCAGGAGACGGUAGAAGCGGCGAGGAAGGUGAAAAAGUACAAACUAGACAGCGAAAGAUUUGGAUCAUCUGGACUGGACAAGAGAACGAAACUUAGGACUACGGCGGUUGCGAAGAAAGCAGAGACAGGACUUCCGUUGCUAAGAUUUCAAUGUUUGCAUGAAUUGUCAGAGGAAAUUGAGACGUAUGAAAGAACACUUAGCUAUGCACUCAUGUAUCCAUUCGACCCUUCAUCAGGGGCAUGGAAUGAAAUACGAGAGCUGAAAAGCCGAUUCGACUCUGACAAGGCAAUGCUGAAGGACAGUAAAACGAUUGCAGAGAUACCUGAACUCGUAGAAAGGAUGCUGCAGACAUCCUUGAGAGCGUGGACUCUGACUGAGAAUGAGCGCUUAGCUCGGCUUGCACAGCAAAUCGAAAAGGCACGCAUUGAUCUUCUUAACUCUUAG